Molecule: messenger RNA, 1464 nt
Organism: Caenorhabditis elegans
Lineage: Eukaryota; Metazoa; Nematoda; Chromadorea; Rhabditida; Rhabditidae
Gene: tig-3
Product: TGF-beta family profile domain-containing protein
Exons: 5
Coding region: 251-1006 (251 amino acids)
Cellular component (GO): extracellular region
Molecular function (GO): growth factor activity
Source: RefSeq, marked reviewed
UUGCACAGCUGAUAAAAUGAUAAAAUGAUACAACACAUUGUGUGAUAAGAAUUUUUAUACAUUUGUUGUUGUUGUUUGUCCUCGCCCAAUGCAUUUUUUUACUCGAUUCCAUUAUUGUUUUGUUAUCACUAUUAUUUCAAUAAAUGCUUCAUCACUGUCAAUUGAAAGACAAAAGAGGCAAUUAUUGAGUGCGUUGAACUUGUCAUCUCGUCCGCCACUUAUACAUCAGGCUCCUGUGAUACCGGAUUCAAUGUCGACUUCAAGAAAGCAUGAUUUAUAUGGUGGAGUUUUAGACAAGAUCACUCUUGAGCCGAAUAGAAAAAGUUGGACAUGCUUAACACCCGAAUCACUUGUGAAGGACUGCUUUCAGUAUUCAAUUAAUUCAAUCAAUCAUGAAAUUCUCUCUGCAUCCCUUAUUAUUGAUCCAAAGGAUACGAAUAUUAGUAUAGUUGUGUACGAAGUCGAUGAGUUGUUCGGAGAGUUGCAAUACGUGGAUCGAUUCGAAAUUCGCGAAACAUUGGAUAAAUAUCAUUUUGAUAUUAGUCACUUGUUCCAUAAAUGGAUGAAGCAAAAAAGUUCGGAUAAAAUGAUUAAGAUCGAAAUCACCAACUCCAACACUCAAAACGUGAUCAAUGCCCUGUCGGUGCUCAGAAAUGCUCCAAACUUUGAUGUUAUGGUAUUCCAGCCGAAUACCGUAACCGCCGGCACUUCGGAUUGUGUCGGAUGCUGUGUGAUUCCGUUUUAUGUGAAUUUCACAGAAAUUGGCUGGAACGACUGGAUCCUGAGCCCGCCGGGCUUCUACGCCAACGUUUGCUCCGACACAGUGUGCUCCACAGAAUCCGACGAAGUCUAUCAAUUCAUGAAAGCCGCCAUUUCAGACCUCCCAGAGCCAAAGUGUGCUCCGAAUUACUAUGGAAGUGUCGAUAUGAUUGUUGCUCUGAGCCCUCGGGAUAUUCGGAAAACCAGAGUCCAUGGAUUGCGUGCUCUUUCUUGCAGUUGUACUUAGAGCAUUUGGAGUUUAUUUGGACGACAAAAAAGGAAACAAAACAAAACAGAAAAAACAGGAUAUAUUAUGAGAACAAAAAAAACAAAAAAAAACAACUAACAAUUAAAAAAAAAACAUUCCGAUCUUUUUCUUGUUCAAAAAAAAACUUCAAAAAUUAUUAUUAUUCAUCCGUUAAAAAGUGACCUUCUUGCCACCUCCCUUGCCGCUCUUUCUCUUCGCCUUCAAAAUUUGACGAACAUCCUGCUUGGCGGUCUUAUUGCGUAGUGGAACGUAGGCGUACGGCUGAACACUCUUCUGCUGUUGCUUCGGCUUGUUGGGCUUUUGCUUCUGCUGACGCUUGGCUCCCACGGAGCUUCCAACUUGUGAUUUUCCGGAUGUAUCUCUGCAAAAAAUUUGUUUUUUUCAAAUUGGUUUCGAAUUAUUAAUUUGAAUGUUAAUAAAUGUUUUAUUGUAUUAAA